CUGCCAGACUAGAAGACAUCAAACAAGCCACGAUCAAUCUCUUGAGUGCGAAUGCGAACUCGGCGCGAUCGUCGACGAGAGGUUCACCAAACCUCGACGCACGGGCUGAGAAGAACCCUUCGCCUAAACCUAUCCUGGUUAAUAUAUCUGCACCACCAUCUAUGAGACAGCCCAAUGCCACGCCUGCGUAUGUACCGAAUGCGACGAAUGAUAUGGACGACGACGACGACACUGAUGGUAGGUUCGGUCGCG
Sphaeroforma arctica JP610 is the source of this 252-nucleotide messenger RNA. RefSeq lists its product as hypothetical. The annotation marks the transcript as partial. The record is from RefSeq and is a predicted model, not a curated record. NCBI's taxonomy places the organism in Eukaryota, Ichthyosporea, Ichthyophonida. The transcript has a single exon.